AUGACUAUCCAUGCGGAGCAGGUCUUUUCCGACGGCCUCUUCAACGCCGAUCCCCAUCCUGGGAACGUGCUUCUGCUCAAGGAUACUUCGCGACUCGUUGGUCUCACCGAUUUCGGCCAGGUGAAGGAGUUGUCCAUCGAUUUCCGGAUCCAGCUCGCCAAGCUGAUGGUUGCCCUGGCAAGAAGAGAUCAGGAAGAGGUGAUACGGCUCGACAAGGAGAUGGGUAGCCGCACUCGCCACUCCAAGCCGGACGUGAGGUACAAGGUCUUGAGCUUCUGGUUGGACCGCGAUACGGACGACGUCACCGGCGGUCGAAGCUUCCACGACUUCUUGGCCUGGGCAGAGGCCGAAGAUCCACUGCGCGACAUGCCACAGGAGCUUCAUUUGGUCAUGCGAUGCUCCUGCAUGAUACGUAAUUUGGCGCUGACCUUUGGCAUCCGGCUGUCCACGGCAGAGUAUUGGAGACCAGUGGCACAGGCACUGCUUCAGAAACAUGGCGUUGCCUACUGA
Messenger RNA from Symbiodinium necroappetens, 510 nucleotides. The record is from the annotation of a GenBank genome assembly. Lineage: Eukaryota; Dinophyceae; Suessiales; Symbiodiniaceae.